AUGGUUUCCAUCAAUCAGGGUCGGAUCAGUUUCUUGACCGACCCUUCGGAAAACGUCAAGCACUUUUACAAUAUUCUCGUUGCCAUUAUAUUUUUCUUCAUUGCCCAGUUAAUUACAUCUGUGUGGAACCAGCCAUUCUGGGCCACAGGUUUGGACUUUCCGGGCCAGAUCGUCGCCAUGGUGUUCGUGUGGCUCGUCAUGUGCGCCGCCCAGGUACUUCUUUGCCAGCCUGGUGAAGGACUGGAGAGGCUCUACCACAGGUAUAUCAAGGCUCCAACGGAGGUGCUCAAUAAGCACAUGUCCAUUGGCUUCACGAUCCCUAUCUUAAAUUUGAUCAACAAGCCGCCCCCAAGUGCAUAUCAAAUUGGUCUGCUCAUAGCUACAUUUGCUGUGACGGGUGUACUCAACUCUAUCCUGGUGUACAUUGUUGCAUACCACGUGCAACUGGCGACCACGAAGAUAACAUCCCGCCUGUGGAGCAGCUCGGUCCUGGACAUCGAGGCAGCACGAACGCAAACAAUUGCUAAAGCAGCUGGAAUGCCACAAAAGCCACUCAAGCGUGGCGCGUUGUGUUAUAUCGAUGAAUGCGUUGAUGCGCACUUCAGAAGCGGUGCAGAUGACGGUUCGCGCCUGGAUCGUUUCCGCAAGCACAUCAGUGAUACAUCCACACUGUGCACUCUUUCUGGAUAUAUGAGUGAUUCUAAUGGCGCAAAGAUAGCAUGUCAGGGGCAGGUACACGCUACCAAGAGCAAUGAGCACGAUCAGGAUGAGUACGAGACACCAACCGCAAACGCAGAGGCAUCAGCAUCAUACCUUUCGCUGAUCAGCAAACUCAAGGCCAUAAUCUUCACUUGGCUGUCGCAGAACAUUUUUCUCACGCUAUCCCUGCUCGUCUUUUCGUUGGUCGGCCUGCCAGUAUCUUACUACCGGCAGAAUGACUUCUAUCUUGACGUCGGCUUCCUCUUCACCAUCUGGCUGACCUUCACCUCGGCCCAGAUGUGCACCAAAAAGCAAGCAAACCUCGGCCAUCGUCACAGAAAGACACUUGCAGCUGUCGCAACGCUUCUCAACCCGGUGCUCUGGACCUCAUUGUUUCUCGUCUGCUACGGUCUGGCAAAGUCCAGCAUUCGCAACCAGCCCAGGGCGGUUGUGACCGUCGGGUUCACCACGAACAAUACCGUGUCGGACCUGAUCGCAAAUCAUGGCGAGCCUUCAGUUACUGCUGAGUACGGCUCACACUUGGGGUCCAUCCCCAUCGGCGCCGGUGACGUGGCGACCUCGAUUCUCAACGCAGGUAUCGUAUCCUGGGGCCUCAAGCUGUUCGAAUACAGACAUCAGAUUGCGUCUUCCGGCGGCCUUACUGUCGUCGCCACCUCCAUCCUGGCCUCGCUACUCAAUGUUGUGGCUUGGCCUCUCCUGGCUCACGCCAUAGGCGUUCGCCCGGCUUCCUCGGACCUCAGCUUCGCGGCGAGGAGUGUCACUAUCGCGCUGGGCGGACCAACGAUGAAGAGCCUGGGCGGGGACGCUGGCGUGAACGCCGUGAUCGUGGUUGUUAAUGGGAUAUGUUUUCAGCUGGCUGCUGGGUUCUUUGCAGAGGGUGGCUUCGGUGUAGCGGAUAUGAGCUGCAAAGGAAGGCUGAUGCGUGGUUGCUGGGCUGGCCUCGCCCGGAACUGCAAGACGAAUGGACGGUCUGAACCUACUUCGUUGGAUCAAUCUCAAGGUCGCGAACAAGGUGGACGGGGAAUACAGAUGGAAGGAUUACAGGUCGACGACGACCGCGAUAUCAGGUACAGCUCUGAUGUCACUCACAUCGGCGAGCAUCGUCCGGACUACCGAAACGAUGGGAUCAGGUGGGACGCAAUUCACACCACCUCGAAUGCUGAUGUUAACAAAGACAUUGAGCCGAAGAUCCAUGGCGGCCACCUACAAGUUCAAAAGGAUACUUCUGCCGACCCUGCAUCUGUCGUGCCGACCGUGGCAGCAGGCGUGACGAUCGGGAUCAAUGCCGCGGCCAUGGGGACCGCCCACCUGUACGAGCAAAACAGCCAUGCCGCCCCGUACUCUGCGCUGUCGAUGACCAUGUUUGGGGUGUUCACGGUUCUUUUUACCGUCCGGGGGCCUAUGACCGAGUGGCUUGUGGGCAGAGUUGGCGGAGGAGGAACGGGAAUCGAAUGA
Molecule: messenger RNA, 2175 nt
Organism: Diaporthe amygdali
Lineage: Eukaryota; Fungi; Ascomycota; Sordariomycetes; Diaporthales; Diaporthaceae
Exons: 3
Coding region: 1-2175 (724 amino acids)
Source: RefSeq, a predicted model, not a curated record